AUGCUCCGUCGCCUUCACACGCACGGCCAGCGCCACGCGCUGCGGCGCUUGGAGCACGCGAUGCGUAGCGACCGACUCUUGUUGGUCCACCCCCAGCACACGCUCGAGCCCGCGCCUCGUGACGCACUUCGUACGAGAAUGCUCCUCGCGGUGCUCGGCCUUGGCGCGCUGCAUACGACGUUGAGUCUCGACGAUGAGCGACCGCCUUUGUGGACCACCAAGGACGCGCCAGCUGUCGAGACAACCCUAUCGUCCAAGAAGCCGUCGAUCUUGAUCGUCAACGACAACCUCCCAACCAACGUCAACGGUGUUGUGACAUUCCUGAGCAACAUGGAGCGGCACGCGUCCGCGUACAACGUCUCGUACUUGAACCCGUCGCAGUUUCCGCACAUCGACUGCCCGGGCUACCCCGACAUCAAGCUCUCGCUGCCCUUGCGCUUGGCCUCCAAGCUCCGGAGCCACCGACCCGACUUUAUCCACAUUGCCACCGAGGGCCCGCUUGGCCUCGCGACGCGACUCUACUGCGACUUGUAUCGGAUCCCAUACAACAGCGCGUACCACACGCGCAUUCCAGAGUACAUGCACGUCGUCUUUGGCGUCCCAGAAGCGAUUGGGUACUUGUACCUUCGCUGGUUCCAUCGCAAUUCGGCCGCGGUGCUCACGACGACCGACACAAUGGUGCGUGAGCUGCGUCGACGCGGCUUCAAAAGCCCGAUCCAACCCAUGAAGUUUGGUGUCGACCGACGUCUCUUUCGCGCCGACCUGCGCCGACCACGCGAAACAAACGCCAGCGGACCGAUCCUACUCAGCGUCGGCCGCGUCAGCAAAGAAAAGGGCCUCGACGCCUUCUGUGACCUCGACUACCCCGGUGCGACCAAGAUCGUCGUUGGCGACGGCGCAUACCGCAGCGAGCUCGAAGCGCGGUAUCCCGAGAUUCAAUUCGUGGGUCUCAAAACCGGAGACGCGCUCGCCGAGUAUUACGCCAACGCCGACGUCCUCGUCUUUACGAGCCGCACCGACACGUUUGGCCUCGUCAUGAUCGAGAGCCUAGCGUGCGGUACACCGGUCGCGGCGUUUCCGGUGCCUGGACCGUUGGACGCGAUCGAGUGCGGCGUCACGGGCCAUUUGAGCGAGGACCUGCGCGCCAGCAUUGACGUUUGCUUGGGCUUCGACCGAGCGGCUGUGGCGGCCGCGAGCCAAGUGUGGUCCUGGGACCACUGCUGGGCGACGUUCGAGAAGCACUUGGUGCCCUCAGAUAGCUAA
Molecule: messenger RNA, 1263 nt
Organism: Saprolegnia parasitica CBS 223.65
Lineage: Eukaryota; Oomycota; Saprolegniomycetes; Saprolegniales; Saprolegniaceae
Exons: 1
Coding region: 1-1263 (420 amino acids)
Molecular function (GO): glycosyltransferase activity
Source: RefSeq, a predicted model, not a curated record